AUGCAAAGUCGUCAUAAACGCUUACAAAUAUAUAAAGAACUGUUUGGUUAUAUAAAACCAGUUGGUGUGACACUUGGCCAUAAAAAUAUCAGAACAAAGGGAAAAAUUAAACGUGUAAAUAGAGUAGGUUACUUUAUUCCAUUUCUACAAAGUCUGCAAGGAUUCUUAAAUUUGCCUGAGGUACAAAAGUUUGUUGUGAAUCCACACCAGAGUACUGAUAACAUGAUGUACGACAUUUGUGAUGGUAUUGCUAUCCAAAACCACCCUAUAUUUCAAAGAAACCCUCAAGCACUUCAGAUUGUUUUAAACUGCGAUGACAUUGAAAUUGUAAACCCCAUUGGGGUACAUGUCAAGAAACAUAAAUUGUCCAUGUUUUACUGGGUCCUGGGAAAUCUUCCCCCUGAGUAUCGUUCCCGUCUUACUAGUAUUCACUUGCUUGCUGUUGCAAAAACACAAGAUUUGAAACAGGACAAUAUGGGGUGUAAGAAGUUGUUACAAGAUUUUUUGGCUGGUAUAAGAUGCCUUAAAAAUGAUGGUAUACAGAUCAACAUAAAUGGAAGACAACAAACAAUUGAAGGCUUCCUUGCGAUUUUCCCCUGUGAUACCCCUGCAGCACAGUGGUUAGGUGGGUUUAAAGAGGGGGUGGGGUUUGCACUGAAACCAUGUCGGACAUGCAACAUUUCAAAGGAAGAUAUGAAAAUGCAUCUUGAUGAAACUGAAAUCUCAUUAAGAGAUGAACUGGUACAUAAAGAAAGAUGUGGUGAAAUGGAAAAUCUUUCGUCUGCUGCUCUUAAAUACUGGAGCAAAAUGUGGGGCAUUAAUGGUCGUAGUUGCUUGUUCGAUAUUGACUUUCCACUGUGCUCUGCAUUAGUCCAUGAUCCGAUGCAUGUUUUCCUUGAAGGUUUGGUCCCUCUUGAAUUGAAACUAAUGCUGUAUCAGUUCAUUUAUGUGGACAGGUUCUUUACAUUGGAAUGGCUUAAUGGUAAACUUUCAAAUUUUUCAUAUACUUAUUUGGAGACUGACACAAAGGUUGUUGCCCUUGAUUAUACUCACUUCCAUGGAGAACAGAGAAUCAAGCAGACAGCAGCAUCAAUUCAUACCCUUUCUCUUAUCCUACCUUUCAUUGUUGGCCCUUGCAUUCCAAAUGGGAAUAAGAAAUGGUUGAAUUUUCUUUGUUUAGUUAAAAAUAUGCUUCUUUGUGUUAGUCCAUAUGCUGAUCGUAACACUGUUGGGCAAUUGCAACAAAUGAUUUACACUCAUCAUAGCGUAUACAUUGAAGAAUAUCCACGUGCUUCUUUCACACCGAAGAUGCAUUACUGUGUUCACAUGCCAUCUCAAAUUUUAAAGUAUGGUCCUGCUCGUUAUCAUUGGUGUAUGCGCUUUGAGGCGAAACAUACUCAUACAAAAUCAAAAAAAUGGAAAAACUUUAAAAAUCUUCCACUUAGUGUAGCUAUCAAGCAUCAAAUGGUUAUGUGUCACUCACAGGCAAGUAAUAUUAAUAACUGCUUGUAUGAAGGCGAUGAAGUUAAUGAAGGAGCAGAAGUAUUACCACAUGAAAAUUUUCCACAACUAAUUGAAAAAUUGUGUGAUGCAACAAAUUCAAAUGCAUUUAGAGACCCGGCAACAAUUGUGUUUGUGACUGACAGUGUGAAAAUUCACGGCCAUAAAUUUCGCCCAGGAUGUUGUUUGCGUCUGAAUUAUGAUGAAAAUGAAGUACCAAUAUUUGGAAAAUUAACUGAAAUUAUUGUCUUUAAUCAGGAGAAAUUAUUUGUUGUUGAUGUGAUGUCUGUUGAUCAUUUUGAGGAACAAGGACUAUGUUAUAUAUUGGUAGAUUCUGGCAAACAAGCUGUAGUUACAUAUCACAGCCUGAGUUCAAAAUGGCCUUUGAACUUCCACUUAUAUAAUAAACAGUGUGCUGUAAUUAACCAAUACUCUCAUAUUUAA
Messenger RNA from Anneissia japonica, 1944 nucleotides. RefSeq lists its product as uncharacterized. The record is from RefSeq and is a predicted model, not a curated record. The coding region runs from base 1 to 1944 and encodes 647 amino acids. Lineage: Eukaryota; Metazoa; Echinodermata; Crinoidea; Comatulida; Comatulidae. The transcript has a single exon.